This is a messenger RNA of Hemicordylus capensis (graceful crag lizard), 4556 nucleotides long. RefSeq names its product splicing factor 3b subunit 3 (gene SF3B3). The coding region runs from base 405 to 4058 and encodes 1217 amino acids. Lineage: Eukaryota; Metazoa; Chordata; Lepidosauria; Squamata; Cordylidae. Gene Ontology annotation, biological process: mRNA splicing, via spliceosome. Gene Ontology annotation, cellular component: nucleus; U2 snRNP. The record is from RefSeq and is a predicted model, not a curated record. Gene Ontology annotation, molecular function: U2 snRNA binding; protein binding. The transcript is spliced from 26 exons.
CCUGUCGGGAAGGUGCGGCAUUGGCGGUCUCUGGUGGGGAAAACCACCGGCUCCUUCUCUGGAAUAGCACGGAAAGCAGGUUGAGAGUGAGCCGAGCGGACAGUCCGGGACCGGCGGAUCGGUUCAGGCACUGCUCGGGGCAGCCCAGCACCAAGCCCCGCGCGCCGCGUGUGUGGGAGGACCCGGGGAAGGCGGGAGGCUGCUCGGCAAUGGCGGAUCUGGAGUACAGGCUGGCCGGGCAGUGAAGCGGCCGAAACAUCCGCCGCCAUCCGCGCUGCUCCCGUCGUCAACGCCGCUGAAUCUCCUCCAGCGGAGGCUGGGGGAGCCCCAUCCCCGAGGGCGAGGUGGGCCCGUCGGAUUAGCAGCGGCCGGCGGACUGAGGCGAAGUGAUCUCUGUCAUCACCAUGUUCCUUUAUAACCUCACGCUGCAGCGAGCCACUGGCAUCAGCUACGCGAUCCAUGGCAACUUUUCGGGUACCAAACAGCAAGAAAUUGUGGUUUCCCGAGGGAAGAUCUUGGAGCUGCUCCGCCCCGAUCCAAACACCGGGAAGGUCCACACCUUGCUGACGGUGGAAGUCUUUGGGAUCAUCCGCUCCCUCAUGGCCUUCCGGCUGACUGGGGGGACCAAAGACUACAUUGUGGUGGGCAGCGACUCCGGGCGCAUUGUCAUCCUGGAGUACCAGCCCUCCAAAAACCUCUUUGAGAAGAUUCACCAGGAGACCUUUGGCAAGAGCGGCUGCCGCAGGAUCGUCCCUGGGCAGUACCUGGCUGUGGAUCCGAAGGGGCGAGCGGUCAUGAUCAGUGCCAUCGAGAAACAGAAGCUAGUAUACAUUCUGAACAGAGAUGCUGCAGCCCGACUCACCAUUUCUUCCCCGUUAGAAGCCCACAAGGCCAACACCUUGGUUUACCAUGUGGUCGGAGUAGAUGUGGGGUUUGAAAACCCCAUGUUUGCUUGCCUAGAAAUGGAUUAUGAGGAAGCUGACAAUGAUCCCACGGGAGAAGCGGUAGCCAACACUCAGCAAACGUUGACAUUUUACGAGCUGGACCUGGGCUUGAACCACGUGGUCAGGAAAUACAGCGAGCCCUUGGAGGAGCACGGCAACUUUCUCAUCACAGUUCCUGGAGGCUCCGAUGGUCCCAGUGGGGUGCUAAUCUGUUCUGAAAACUACAUCACCUACAAAAACUUUGGCGACCAACCAGAUAUUCGAUGUCCCAUUCCCAGGAGAAGGAACGACUUGGACGACCCUGAAAGGGGCAUGAUCUUUGUCUGCUCCGCGACGCACAAGACCAAGUCCAUGUUCUUCUUCUUGGCUCAGACAGAGCAGGGGGACAUCUUCAAAAUCACCUUGGAGACUGAGGACGACAUGGUCACAGAGAUUCGGCUCAAGUACUUUGACACAGUUCCUGUCGCUGCUGCCAUGUGUGUGCUGAAAACCGGAUUCCUCUUUGUGGCAUCUGAGUUUGGAAACCAUUACCUGUACCAAAUAGCUCACCUGGGAGACGAUGACGAGGAGCCCGAGUUCUCCUCUGCGAUGCCCCUGGAGGAAGGGGACACUUUCUUCUUCCAGCCGCGGCCUCUGAAGAACCUGGUGCUGGUGGAUGAGCUGGACAGCCUGUCUCCUAUCUUGUGCUGCCAGAUAGCGGAUCUCGCUAACGAAGAUACCCCCCAGCUCUAUGUGGCCUGUGGAAGGGGGCCUCGGUCAUCUCUGCGGGUCCUCAGGCACGGGCUUGAGGUAUCUGAAAUGGCCGUCUCGGAGCUGCCUGGUAACCCCAACGCUGUCUGGACAGUGAGGAGACAUGUUGAAGAUGAGUUUGAUGCCUACAUCAUUGUGUCCUUCGUCAACGCCACCCUGGUGCUCUCUAUUGGAGAAACGGUAGAGGAAGUGACGGACUCUGGGUUUCUGGGUACCACGCCCACUCUGUCCUGCUCACUGUUGGGUGAUGAUGCUUUGGUGCAGGUUUAUCCCGAUGGCAUCCGGCACAUCCGAGCAGAUAAGAGAGUGAAUGAGUGGAAAACACCAGGGAAGAAAACCAUUGUCAAGUGUGCUGUGAACCAGAGGCAGGUGGUGAUCGCCCUGACGGGAGGAGAACUGGUCUACUUCGAGAUGGACCCAUCUGGGCAGCUGAACGAAUACACGGAGAGGAAGGAGAUGUCGGCCGACGUCGUGUGCAUGAGCCUGGCCAACGUUCCCCCUGGAGAGCAGCGCUCCCGUUUCCUGGCCGUGGGGCUGGUGGACAACACCGUCCGCAUCAUUUCGCUCGACCCCUCCGACUGCCUCCAGCCGCUGAGCAUGCAGGCUCUUCCUGCCCAGCCGGAGUCCUUGUGCAUUGUGGAAAUGGGCGGCGCUGAGAAGCAGGACGAGCUGGGAGAGCGGGGCUCCGUCGGCUUCUUGUACUUGAACAUUGGCCUGCAGAACGGUGUGCUUCUGCGGACGGUCCUUGACCCGGUCACCGGAGACCUCUCGGAUACAAGGACCAGGUAUCUUGGCUCGCGCCCGGUGAAGCUCUUCCGCGUCCGGAUGCAGGGCCAAGAAGCGGUCCUGGCCAUGUCGAGUCGGUCGUGGCUGAGUUAUUCCUACCAGUCCCGCUUCCAUUUGACCCCGCUUUCCUACGAGACGCUGGAGUUUGCCUCUGGCUUUGCCUCUGAGCAGUGUCCGGAGGGCAUUGUCGCCAUCUCCACAAACACGCUGAGGAUUUUGGCGUUGGAGAAGCUUGGAGCUGUGUUCAACCAGGUUGCCUUCCCGCUGCAGUACACCCCCAGGAAAUUUGUGAUUCACCCUGAGAGCAAUAACCUGAUCAUCAUUGAGACUGACCACAAUGCUUAUACGGAGGCCACUAAAGCCCAAAGGAAGCAGCAGAUGGCGGAGGAAAUGGUGGAAGCCGCUGGGGAAGACGAGAGGGAGCUGGCCGCAGAGAUGGCAGCUGCAUUUCUCAAUGAGAACCUCCCUGAGUCCAUCUUUGGUGCCCCCAAGGCUGGGAACGGGCAGUGGGCCUCAGUGGUCAGGGUGAUGAACCCCAUCCAGGGCAACACUCUGGAUCUCGUCCAGCUGGAGCAGAACGAAGCCGCCUUCAGUGUGGCCGUGUGCCGAUUUGCCAACACUGCUGAUGACUGGCAUGUCCUGGUGGGAGUGGCCAAGGACCUCAUCCUGAAUCCACGCUCAGUCGCUGGAGGCUUCGUCUACACCUACAAGCUGGUGAACGGCGGCGAGAAGCUUGAGUUCCUGCACAAGACCCCCGUGGAGGAAGUGCCGGCAGCAAUUGCCCCCUUCCAGGGCCGCGUGCUGAUUGGCGUGGGGAAGUUGCUGCGGGUCUAUGAUCUGGGCAAGAAGAAGCUGCUCCGCAAGUGUGAGAACAAGCACAUUGCCAACUACAUCAGCGGGAUCCAGACCAUCGGGCACAGGGUGAUUGUCUCCGAUGUCCAGGAGAGCUUCAUCUGGGUGCGCUACAAGAGGCACGAGAACCAGCUCAUCAUCUUUGCCGACGACACACACCCCCGCUGGGUCACCACUGCCUGCCUCCUGGACUAUGACACGGUGGCCGGAGCCGACAAGUUUGGCAACAUCUGUGUGGUGAGGCUGCCUCCCAACACAAACGACGAGGUUGACGAGGACCCAACGGGCAACAAGGCUCUGUGGGACAGAGGACUGCUCAAUGGUGCCUCCCAGAAGGCAGAGGUGAUCAUGAACUACCACGUCGGAGAAACGGUGCUGUCGCUGCAGAAGACGACUCUGAUCCCCGGGGGCUCCGAGUCGCUCGUCUACACCACCCUGUCGGGAGGCAUUGGCAUCCUGGUCCCCUUCACAUCGCACGAGGAUCACGACUUCUUCCAGCACGUGGAGAUGCACCUCCGGUCGGAGCACCCUCCUCUCUGCGGGCGGGACCACCUCAGUUUCCGCUCCUACUACUUCCCUGUCAAGAACGUCAUUGACGGGGACCUGUGUGAGCAGUUCAACUCCAUGGAACCCAACAAGCAGAAGAACGUCUCGGAAGAGCUGGACAGGACCCCGCCGGAGGUGUCCAAGAAGCUGGAGGACAUCCGCACCCGCUAUGCCUUCUGAGCAGGCGCCAUGCGGGGACCUGGCCAGGACUCUGUUGCUCCCAAGAGGCCCUCUUGCAGCUCUGCUUGGCUUGGCCCCCUUCUGGCUCCCGGGCCUUGCAGGCCAGAUUGGGCCCAAGCUCUCUUGCCCAUACUGUUCCGGGGCCAGGCCUGCCUCCCCGAAGGGGGGCUGCUGUACCCCUGGCCAAGCUGCCUCUUGCCCCGCCACGCCUUCCCUUGACUGCUCUGGACAGCGCCCUUGCUGAGCGCUGGGGUGGGGGGGGGAGGGUUGGAGGGGCCCUUUAGGUUUGGUGGCUCGGCUCUAUCCCACGCCACUCCGGCCCGUAUUUGGAAAGCCCUUGUAGGCGUGGCUGUGAUGAGUUCUCCAUUGUGCUGUUUUUACCUGCCUGUUGUAAAUAGAGUCUUGUACAAUGUUCGCCCUUCUCUGCGGCAGAUGCUGUGCCUGGGCUUGAAUUUUUCAUAAAACUUGGGGCAUAUAAAUUAAAGCCUGGUAGAUGAA